Gymnodraco acuticeps is the source of this 6320-nucleotide messenger RNA. RefSeq names its product p21 protein (Cdc42/Rac)-activated kinase 4 (gene pak4). Gene Ontology annotation, molecular function: protein serine/threonine kinase activity; ATP binding. Gene Ontology annotation, biological process: regulation of MAPK cascade; intracellular signal transduction; protein phosphorylation. The record is from RefSeq and is a predicted model, not a curated record. Gene Ontology annotation, cellular component: cytoplasm. NCBI's taxonomy places the organism in Eukaryota, Metazoa, Chordata, Actinopteri, Perciformes, Bathydraconidae.
GUAUUUCUCACUGUUCAACAUGGCGUCGGGAAAGUGAGACUUCAGCUAAUGUUAGUCAGUUUGCCCAAAGUUAGCCCGCGUCUGCUCUUUUAAAUAGAGGAAAGUUUAUUUCCACAUUGCGGUGGCAGCAGAAAUAAGUUUUCCUGUGAGUUUCGGGGUCUGAUGCUCGGCUGCAGCUGCCACAGCCGCCAUCAUGUUCACCAAAAAGAAAAAGUCUCGGAUCCAGAUCUCCUCUCCAUCAAACUUUGAGCAUCGCGUACAUACAGACUAUGACGAGCAGGAGCAAAAGUUUGUUGGUUUGCCAAGGCAAUGGCAUUCUCUCAUCGAAGACACUGCCAAAAGGCCAAAACCCUUCAUCGACGCCACGGUCAUCACUACUGUAGAGCCACGCAAGACAAUUGUGCGUGGCAGCAAGCUGGGAGUGGACGGCUCUCUGACAUGGCUGUUGGAUGAGUUUGACACCAUGUCUGUGACACGCUCCAACUCCUUGCGACGAGGCAGCCCCCCAAUCCAUCCUCGCAAGGACUCGGGCUCUUCAGGAGGAGGGGGGCAGGAGAACGGAGAUCCUCACCACAGACACCACCCACACCCGGACAGGCAAGACAGAGACCGACCCAGGCCAGACCACCAUGCAGGUGGAGGUGACCCCCGCCAGGGUCCACGUGCACUCCGCCCUCCUCAGUGGGAGGAGGGAGGUCAGGAUCGGCCUCAGCAGCAGCCCCGGGGCCAAGAGCCCAGCCGGGCCCACAGGGAUAGACCGGGCUCCGGGCCCCCUCCCCCACCUCACAGAGACAGAGAGCAUCGGGACCGGGACCAGAUGGAUCAACCAAGUGACCAAAGGCCAAAGUCCAGCUACAUGGUGCGGGACGGCAGCCCUCAGUCUCCCAGGGACAAAAGGCCUCUCUCUGGACCUAACAUCCGCACCCCUAACCUGCCAGUAUCAGAGGGGCUGAUGAAGACCACACAACAGAACACACGGCCAUUCAACACCUACCCCAGGACGGAGAGUGAGGGCGGACGCAGCCCCACGGGACAGCCUGUGCGACACCAUGAGUCUCCUCAGAACGGCCCCUCCAGCGGCUCCUCUCGAGGUUCCUCCAGCUCCACCCCUGUAAGCCACCCUCAUCACACAUCCCAUCCCAGCCUGACCCCUGAGGCUACCCAGCACCCACCCCCUCACCCAAGCGUUCCAGCCCCCCGGCCCCCAGCACCCUCUGGGCCCCCGGCCCCAGGUGCUCCGCCCCAGGGCCGCUCGCCGCAGAGGGAACCCCAGAGGGUUUCUCAUGAGCAGUUCAGAGCAGCGCUACAGAUGGUGGUGGAUCCUGGUGAUCCGAGGACCUACCUGGACCACUACAUCAAGAUAGGGGAGGGGUCCACCGGGAUCGUCUGUAUCGCCACGGUGAAGACCACCGGGAAGCUGGUGGCUGUGAAGAAGAUGGACCUGAGGAAACAACAACGCAGAGAACUCCUCUUCAACGAGGUGGUGAUCAUGCGGGACUAUCACCAUGACAAUGUGGUGGAGAUGUACAACAGCUACCUGGUAGGAGACGAGCUCUGGGUCGUCAUGGAGUUCCUGGAGGGAGGAGCUCUCACUGACAUUGUGACACACACCAGGAUGAACGAGGAGCAGAUUGCCACGGUGUGUCUGUCUGUCCUGAAGGCGCUGUCUGUCCUCCACACACAGGGUGUGAUCCACAGAGACAUCAAGAGUGACUCCAUCCUCCUCACUCAUGAUGGCCGCGUGAAGCUGUCAGACUUUGGCUUCUGUGCCCAGGUGUCUAAAGAGGUGCAGAGAAGGAAGUCUCUGGUUGGAACGCCGUACUGGAUGGCACCAGAACUCAUAUCCAGACUGCCGUAUGGACCAGAGGUGGAUAUCUGGUCUCUGGGUAUCAUGGUGAUAGAGAUGGUGGACGGGGAGCCGCCGUACUUCAAUGAGCCGCCGCUCAAAGCCAUGAAAAUGAUCCGAGACAACCUGCCUCCCAAACUGAAGAAUCUGCACAAGGUCUCCCCUCUGCUCAAGGGCUUCCUGGACAAGACGUUAGUGCGGGACCCAGCUCAGAGGUCCUCGGCCAGCGAGCUUCUCAAACACCCCUUCCUGACCAAGGCGGGGCCCCCCUCCUGCAUCGUCCCUCUGAUGAGGCAGAACAGGAUGAGAUGAGACCUGUGACACCAAGAGCUCCACACUCUGGAGGGUAGUGUGUGCAGGUUCAGAUGGAACACAAUAUUCCUGCACAAAGAGGGGGGGGGCACAGAGGUCACGGCUGAGAGCUGCAGAGAGUAAACUGGGUGUGCAGGAGUAUUCUUUUUUCCUUAUGUGAAUCACUGAACUGUAGAGGUGUACUCUUUCACAAAGAGGCAAUAAGGUGGUGUGUGUGUGUGUGUGUGUGUGUGUGUGUGUGUGUGUGUGUGUGUGUGUGUGUGUGUGUGUGUGUGUGUGUGUGUGUGUGUGUGUGUGUGUGUGUGUGUGUGUGUGUGUGUGUGUGUGUGUGCGUGCAUGUUGGCAACAGUGUUUUAUGAGUGCCACAAUUUGCCUGUCGAGUGAUUUUAUCAGAAUUCAUUUAAACGUUUUGUUUUAAUGGAAGACUUGGAAAUAUUGUGGCUGUUUUUUUAUUUUCCAUUUGGACCUUACCUGGAUUUGAAGUGUGGAGGGGGUUUGCACACCAAUCGGAUGCUUUGAAGGAGCCGUGAGCCCCAGGCUGAUUUUAGGCAUUGGCUGGGCAACAUUUUAAUCUCACCAUUCGACGGUCUGAAGAUGAAUUCUCUCACUGAAGGGCUUCUCCCGCGGACAGAUCCCAGACACUAUCCUCAUCACACCCAGAACUUACUACUGAGGGAGGACGUCUGCUGACUCAGACAUGAGUCGGACAGACUUUAGUUUGUAGCCAUAUAAAUACUAGCUUUCUGUUGUAAACAAGCAAACAUACACUAAGUCAAAAGGUAAACACUGGAGUUGUGGUUUUUUUUAAAUUUGGUUUUACUCUUAUUUCCUCCUUAUUUUCCUGUGUAAGCACAAUGAACAUAGAGAGGUAUAUCCAUUUUGAUGUUUUGCUAUCUCUUUUUUGUGAUCGUUUUAUUAUUAUAAUUAUUAUUAUGAUUUGUUUCUUGUAUUAUUUUAGAGAAAGAUGUGAUGAUUUUUGAAGCACUGUUGACGAGAGAUAGAAGCUGCACUCCCGGUUGAUUCCAGCACGCAGACACGAGACUGUAUUUAGUAUUUCUUUAGACCAGAUGGGAUCUGUUGUCCAUCCACCUCGUGAUGAAGAUAAUACACCCCCUUAACACUGAAUGGAACUACAAUUCUGACAACGCUUAUACAAAUCCCAGCCCUGUUUUAACAUUUCUCCAUUUUUUAUUUUUAGAAGAGUAGGCUGUUCCAUGACCUGUUUUCUGACUGUAAUAACUAUUUCCCCUGAAAGAGGGUUCUUCUGGUAGAAAGUGAAAAUGCUCAAAUUUGUUGUGAGUCCACGUUUGUUUGGAGUUGUUUUAUUCUGUGGUUCACAUCCUCUCUCUGACAGUCAUUGCUCUCCUUCAACAAACGCAGAGCGGCUGCUGUUCCAGGCUGCUGCUGAUUAGAGCUCUCAUCGCGUUAUUCAAUCAAUUCAUCGUUGACUUCCUCGUCAAGGCCUCUGACGGAGCGCUCCUGCAUCACCUCACGAGUGCUUCAACGCUAAAGGAAACUCUUAUAGUACUCUGCACGAAGACAUUGUGUCCUUUCAGUGUCUGCAUCGUGUGUUCUGUGACAGUGGGCCAUUGGCAGAUGACCGGGUGCUUCAGGCACAAAGCGCUUCUAUGAAAUCAAUAUGAACACUAGUUAGCAACAACUGUAAUACUAACGCGCACACGCACGAACUAAAAGAAUAAUCCCACCUGGAUUAUAGCUCUGCAGCAGUGCAAAGUGCUCGGUUCAUUUCAUGACAAUAUGUAACUAUAGCAGGUUUAUGUUUAUUGUCGGACACAAACACUCAUCAUCCAGAUCAGUCUCUGCAAAUGAAAUGUUUUUAAAUUCCAGCAGACACUAAAAAGAAAUGAAUGACACUUCAGGUCUGGUUUGUAUGCCCUGGGUCACACUGCGCCAUGUAGCGUUGGACAGACGAUGGCUGGAGAGAUGAGGCUCUGUUAUGAUUCCUCCUGAGGGUGGUUUGGCACAGAGAUGCAGAUCCACACAUUCCCCUCGCUGCUGCGGCUGUUUCCAUUCCUUCUAUGUCUUCUGUUGCAACUAAACAGGGGCUUCAAUGAUUAGGGUGGCAGAGCACAAUCGCUGUUGUCAUGAACUAUUCCACAUAUACUGCUAACAUACAGCUGUCGGUAUGCACUAAUGAUACAGUGCACAUUGUCCUCUAUUCUCCUUGUGCUCAUGUGGAACCCAGUGGCUGUGAGGGCUUGUGCAAAUAGCAGGAUGUGUUCCAAGCUAGAACUUGUUUUCUAACAAAGAUGAUCAUUGUUGCAAAGCACAGCAAUGAUGAGAGAUAGUCAAUCCGCCCUAAGGUGCUCCCGGGCAUGCAGUCUGUCGGUGUGUCCUUGGAGUCCUCUCUGGGUUCCUUAACGCUCUCCUGUUGUAGCAGCGGUGUAAGCACAACAAUGUAGCUUCCACUUCCUGAAACAGGUGUUCUCUGGUUUACAUGAGCAGCUCUGAGACACUGCAGGCUAAGUGUUGGUUCAUCAUCAACGUUUUCUCUUCCCAGUAACAUUCACUGAAGAUAGCUUCCUGGUUGCGUCUUUGCACAUUUCAGCUGUGUUUCUGUCUGAUGCGUGACACUGACUCACAGAGUGGGAAACAUGCCUUGAGGGACGUGGAGGAUGAUUGACCGAAUGACAUCACGUAUGGUCCAGGUCAUUCAGCUUUGGAUUUUUUGGUUAUGACACUUUCUCAUUUGAUAACAGGCAGAAUCUCAAAUUAGACCAUAAGAUCUGGACGUAUUGAUUCUUCACUCACAUGUCAUAGAGUUGAAAUCCACUGGUAAAUGCAUCUGGUGAGCUUCCUGCUGUUCUUUUUGAGAGGACGGAAUAUGUAUACGUUUGAUAGCGUAAGAGAACCACUGAUAGGACAAAAAGAAAUCUAAUCAUUUUGAGAAUAAUGUCAUGCUGUAUAUUAUGAGGGUGAAAAAUGUGUAUUUUUUGAAAAAGAAAGUCAUAUUUUACCGACUAUUUUUAGAUAUGAUCAAAGCUAAAAGACAUUUGAAUAGGAUUCUAUGUUUAAUGGUUUGGCUCUGCCUCUUUUUCACCUCAACAUCCUCAAACAUAUUAUACCAAGGUACUCAUUUGGCACAAAAGACGCAGACCACUCAGACAUUUGUUUUUCAAAAUAUGUUGUCUUUUCCUCUUAGAAUUGAAAUUGAACCUCUAAAUAUUGAAACUUCUGUCAUAAAACAUUUCGCCUUUGUUUUCAGGUUAUUUGGUUUCCUACCUUGGCCCCAUCUGUUGUGUGUGUCCUUACAUUGUGUUAGAGUUUGUUUCCCACCUUGUCCCCUGCAUGGAGGUCAAGGUGUUAUAUUAUGUGUUUCCUGUUUAUCCCACAUUCAGUCAUUUCUCCUUUAGGAUCAAUGUGAAAGUCCCUGAUGUGUUCUGGUAGAAUGAUGGAUCUUUGGGUAGACUGUAACUACAUUUGUAUGGCCCAGAUUCUACUGCUGUGUUUGUGUUGGAGGGUAUGUUUGUGUACAUAUUCAUGAUUUCUUGCCUUAACAUUUACAAACGCUACUUGACGGCUGACGGUGUUGACACUACGACUGUUAAAGACGGAGAACAGAGACUUCCAUGACGCUUCUUGUCAUCUCGCAUAUCUGAAUAAGUCCAAUCAUUUGUGUCAGAAGUUAUGAGAAGAUCUUCCUGCUUGAUACAUUAAAAAGGCUCUCAUUGACAUUCCUGCUGAGACCACUUCAGAUUUUCUUCUCAACUCCAUUUUCAGGAGCUUCCAAUAGUUUUCAUUUCUUUACAAGUAGCCAAUGAGCAGCCCAGUGCUGUGUUCAGGGUUCAGUGCCUUGCCUUGCGGCAUAUUGACCGACAUUUUGCAGUUACAUGAAUUGUCUUGCCUCUUGGGAAAACCCCCAUUAACUGGUUUCCAUAGCGACUGUGUGGUGACUGAUGCCCAUUGACCACUACUGACUAACCAGCCUGCGCUAUGAAAUAUGUGACAAAUGCGUAAUUGUCAUUGACUUGCCUUUUGUUUUAAAUGCUGGUAUUGACAUGUCUUGCCAAACAUCCAAUUCCAACUGUUCCUGCUCCAUCUUGUUUUUGUACAUUUCACUGGUAUUGUAAAAAAAAAAACAUAGACUAAACUUUGCAAAUUAUGCUUCUUUUUUUUUUUAAUACAGAUUUUGUAAAAGUCA